CGUCGGUUGUGUUGUGUUCUGCAGUAGACACGUCGGGGUACACCGGUUUCGUUUUUUCUUCUGUUUUUUAGCUCCGUUUUUUCUCUCUCUCUGUCUCUCUUCUAAUAUCGGCUUUUGCGUUCUUCCCGCGUGUCUGAGUUGCCUGCCUUUUUGGCGUGAAGUUUUCCACCAACAUCAUCAGCUCCGGGAGAAGAAGAUUCAACUGAAGAAGGAAAAAAAAAAGAGCGCCCUCAUCCAACCUGCCUGAUUAGUUUGUCUUCGUCACGUUCAAGAAACAAAAGAAAGGAAAAAAAAAGAAGCAACAGAGAGCAGGAGAGAGAACAACAUCGCCCGUCCUCCCCCUUCCAAAGUCCUUACCUCCUUUGAGUGCUGCUACGGUGUGCUUUUUCAGCGUCGUCUGCUACACAGAAGAAAAAUCGUCUGCUUCCCGCGCAGGACGUGUUCUUUGUCGUCUGCUUUUCGCUAACCACGGUCGGUGAUUGGACGCGUGGGCCUGCUUCGUUGACCGAGUGCGGCAGAAGGCCUUUCACCCGGACCACCACCGUCACAACCGCCAACUUACUACGAGCACGUCGCUAAUACAGCGCGAUCGAAAGAGUUUUGAAGAACGUACGCAGCGCAUAGAGGUCCAGCCUCCGUCAAAUCGCUUUCGUUGCACAAGAGAACGCACAAGUUGCGCGCCGCGUGGUCACUUGCCCCAUCCCCACGACAGCCCCAACCGGAGGUGACAACGUAAGAAGCAAAACAAAUCUCAAGCCCCUUGUUUGGCUCGCUCAGAAGACGACACAGGUCGCGAAAAAAAAAAAGCCCCUUCAACCGGGAUUUUUUUCCGCCGUGAGACCAGCCGCUUGGUGUUUCGCGUGGCCGAACUUUCGUUCCUUUUCCUUCAACUGGUGAUCGCCGACUCAGAAGAUAAUCCGCGUCUCAACAACUGUCCCUUACCCUCGGUAUUGGCUACUCCAAACACCUCAUCACCACGACGACUUUCGCUUGGGUUAACUCUUCGGAGAGCGGUCUUUUGAACCAAGCUUCCCAAAUGAAUGGCAUGGACACCGGUCCGUCGGUGCAGUCUUCGCAGCAGAAUGGUACGCUGCAUGGCUCGUCGGCGCAGCAGCAGCAGCAGGGCUCGGCCGAGGACUCCAAGACGAACCUGAUCGUCAACUACCUGCCGCAGACCAUGACGCAGGAGGAGAUCCGCUCCCUCUUCUCCUCCAUCGGAGAGGUCGAGUCCUGCAAGCUCAUCCGCGACAAGGUCACCGAAGAAGGCACCUCACCACCGAUCCGUCAAAGCUUAGGCUAUGGCUUCGUGAACUACGUCCGGCCCGAGGAUGCCGAGAAAGCAAUCAACACGCUGAACGGACUGCGAUUACAGAACAAGACCAUAAAGGUGUCGUAUGCCCGCCCUAGUAGUGAGGCUAUUAAGGGUGCCAACCUGUACGUCAGCGGACUGCCCAAGUCCAUGACUCAGCAGGAUUUGGAAGGGCUCUUCUCUCCCUAUGGCCGCAUCAUCACUUCGCGCAUCCUCUGCGACAACAUCACCGGUCUGUCCAAGGGCGUCGGCUUCGUGCGCUUCGACCAGCGCGUCGAAGCCGAGCGCGCCAUCAAGCACCUGCACAACAGCGUGCCGGCCGACGGCGGCGCCACCGAGCCCAUCACCGUCAAGUUCGCCAACAACCCGAGCAACAACGCCAAGGCCAUCGCGCCGCUCGCCGCCUACCUGUCGCCCCAGCGCCGCUUCCCGGGGCCCAUUCACCACCCGGCUAACCGCUUCAGCCGGUACUCUCCGCUGGCGGGUGACCUGCUGGCCAACCCGCUGCUGGCCGGCUCGGCCAUGAACGGCUCCGGCUGGUGCAUCUUCGUGUACAAUCUGGCGCCGGACACGGAGGAGAACCUGCUGUGGCAGCUGUUCGGCCCGUUCGGGGCCGUGCAGAGCGUCAAGGUCAUCCGAGACCUGCAGACCAACAAGUGCAAGGGCUUCGGUUUCGUCACCAUGACCAACUACGACGAGGCGCUGGUCGCCAUACAGAGCCUCAACGGAUACACGCUCGGCAACCGCGUCCUCCAGGUCUCCUUCAAGACCAACAAGUGCAAGUCUUAAGAAGCGGCUGGCCGCAUCCCCCGCACACACCCACACUACACUACACCACACAACACGCUGCACCGUCCGAUACAAGCGCCCGUAAAAGACGAAAUAAUUGGCGUUCGCUAGGACCCCUUUAAUGUAAACAUGGCGGCAUUGUACCGGACGGUGUGCACGAUAUACACUCUUUCUUUCCCUCUUUUUCUUUUUAAAGAACCUUCUACCCCGUAACCAAAAAUGGUGACUAGAGUAAUUCUCUCGCUUUUUUUAUUGAAACAGGAACCGGAAAUGAGACAGGCAGAAAGAGCAACUACACAAAUACGCGAGUACAUACACCCGCGGAACAAGAGACACAUUUCACUCAUGGAGAUGCUGGCACAGACCGAUAUGGAGACCGCGGAGAACUCUUGCCCCUAGCCCUUCACACCGAACGACUCUUUUUGACAAGAACGCGCAGAUGACCUUUGACGCUGAAAGAUGGGAAGCGAAGGAAACGAGAAACAUAAAAGAAGCAUCCCGGGGCACUGGAGCUUAAAGAGCCGAACGCUGAGGGCCCUGCGAACGCGAUACGCUAUGGAUGUUUGUCGAUAGGAGUUAAAAAAAGGCGACGUAUUAUUAUUUUAGAACAAGCUAACUUGCCCACGCAUCUGCGAACCUAGUUUUAUUGCAAAACAAAGAAACAAAGACCACGUGUUUAAAAAUGUCAGAGUGGGAACCAGUUUCUUCAGAUUGUACAAAUUAUUUCACGCGCUCUUGAUUGGCGUCCUUGAGCUACCGCAAGAUACGUAAAAUUUACGCGUACUUCACGAUCAAGCAUUGUAUACCACUACGAAACUGCCGUCUGUGUUGUCGAACAUCUCUUCAGUAACUGACAAAGAGCUGGAAAUCUCACAGGAGACAACUCUCAUGAAAAAGCGUGAAGUUGCGUGUUUUGUACACAAACGCGGCAUGCCUCUCAAAACUCCACGUUUUGCGAAGGUUUUCUGGAGUGCAUCGCUGAGCAGGAAUUUUGGGUAUGUCGGAAUGGGGUUGCACUUUGGAUUCCUUCGCCAGAAAAAAAAAACUGAGAAAAAAAAACUAAAAACGCCGUACCACUCGUUCAUUUAAAAGUGUUCCAUAACGUGGGCUUGAAUGAAUAUCGACUUAAACCUCGCAAGAAGAGCUUACGUGCCUUCUAUGAGAGCUUUGGAACUAGUUUUUGAAAUUGCGAAAGCAAAACAAGAGCAAAAAGAAGGCGUAGUAGGACGCGAAAACGUAGGUGCCCGAGGCUCGUGCUUCACACGCACACACCAAACAUACACGCACCAACCACCCUCAAACACACACAAAAAACCAAAAACAAAAACGACUCGUUUGAUUAACCAGCCUAUGAUGAUAUACUUACGGUACCGUUGUGUUGUCGAAAGCAGCCCAAGUCGUGAUGACGACGUAGCAGAGACGGAAAAGAGAGAUAUACAGAACCGUGACACCUUCAUUUAUCGCCUGCGAAGAGCUUCUGACACGCGGGAAUGAUCUCUCACUCGUUGCCUUGGCAUGCCGGAAACGACUCGAGUAUCGAUGAUUGCCAUUUCGUACGUUCAAACUUAACGCGAGGUCAGGUACGAAUUCAGAUGAGCUAAGGGGCAUUAUUUGGUUUUCUCGGGGUAUACAUCGACUAGAACUGUUUAAUACUCUUGACAACCUAAAAACAAAAACGCAAUUUUUAGUUCGGUGACUCAGCUAUGGAAAUAGCGCGUACCAGGCGCAGUUUGGUGAAACUAUUCGAAUAACUUGGGGCUCUUGCGACAAAAAGUGCUAACUUCAAUGACUUCAGAAUGAGUCGAAAGAGGUCACACUUUGUAUGUUUUAAUUUAAAAGCUUGUCGUGAUUUGUGGCUGCGCACCGGAAAAAAAACCACAAAUGUCUGAGUCCAGGAACAGCGAUACAAACAGAAAAAAAGAUCGCUGAUAAACUUACUGGGUUUGCUUAAAUCGGCUAAAUCGCGACACUGCUAAUGAGUAGAAGAAGCACAGGCUAGUCAGUUCACCGUGCGUUGUAUGUAAUGGACUUAUUUAUCUAUUUAUGAAACUAUUUAUAAAAUUAGUGUCUAUCUAUAUAUUUACCUAUUUAUUUAUUUAUUGAGGCGCUUGGCUCUGCCUGUGUAGAUCCUGAGCUCCAGUCGUCUGGUGAGCGCGGAGUGGUGUCGUCUGCAAAGCAGAUCGUAGCACCGUCCGCUACGGAACUCAUAGCUCGCUCGCUAGUACUCCUGCGGCCAAGGUACUUAACGGAUCACGUCACAUGUCGUGUGACCCCCGGGCUUAAGAAUUUACACGUGGAGCUUUUAUUUAAACGGCGAGAUCAUGACGAACAUCCAGAUCACGCUAGCAUCGAUAAACCUCGAUUGUUUCCAUCAAGAAUGACCACUCAAAAGGGUCAAUUAUAGAUUGAAGUGAAUUUUUGAAGCCACAGGUUAGCGAAAGCUGAGAGCGUGGUUGUUAAACUUUACUCGGGAAGUCCUUAAAAUGAUCCAGUUUCUAUUAGCCGUAAACCUAAGUCAUUUACUUUGUAUGUUGAAGAAUAGUUCACUUCUUUCAUUUUCAGCACUUGGCCCUUUGUACUUAAACCUUCCAUAUUUCAUUUUGCUCCCUCUGUGAGCUCUCGACGUAACGUAUUCGUUCUGUGUAAAGCGCUUCAACUCAGUUUGAGGUUAGGACAUUUAAAGGUUGCCCGUGAAAGUGUUGUUAAAUAUGUAGUACGUAACGUUUGACAUUGUGCUGUGUUGUACACAUUGUAGAGUGUAUGCAUGACUGUAGCUCGAAAGAGGAACGAAAGGGGUGUGUCACCCUUGCGUCACGCUGUUUUCUCGUUGUAGCACUGUGCACUGUAAAUUGUCGUACACUUCUUUGCUAUCGCACCAAACUUAUCUUCAUACACGAAUCAGCCCGGUUAUCUGUAGGCUUAGCAUGUAUCGAUCGUCCGACGUGCUUUGCAGUGUGCAAGCCGUUUCGUGUGCGCUAUUUCACUGUCUUCCGUCGCGUUGCUUUUCGAAAGCAGCGCAAGAACUUGUGUUCAUCGCGAGGAGCUCCCAGGUAAACAAUAAAUUGUCACUUAAGCGAGUUGUCAUUUUUCCAGACAUAACACGCACGCCAAGUCGGUUAUAAUAAAAUAUUGACGAUAGCAAUUCAGUUAAACACAACGUCAAAAAAAUUCUUCGAUUUCAUUUCUAUCUUUCGCGAUGAGGUGUUCGUACCCACACACAUCAAUUUGUUGUUAGACGUGAGGCUCCUGGCGAUGUGCACGACUUCGUGCGGUUUGUGAGAGUCGUCAGCGCCUGGGGAAUAAAAAAAGUCAGAUGCCGUGUCUGCUGUACAAUCCAAAACUUUGAGGUUAGCGUGCAGAUUACGCAAUGUCAAAUCGUUGAGAUAGCCCUGAAAUGCGCUGUGCCGCUUGACAUUUUCAAGCGUAAAGUGGGGUUCCACAUUCAUUGACAGCAGGUAAUUGUGUAAAAAAAGAUAAUAGACCAUAAUAUUUUUCAUUAGCUUAGGGAGUCAAUUUUCCUUCGUUGGUACAGGGGUAUUUUUCUAAAUGAAAAAAUAAAGAGCAGCGUUACGCUGUUGUCAUCAACAAGGGUCGAUUCUAAUUGUUUCUGAUGAUUUCACUGAACAAUGAUUUGACGAAACAGGCGCUGUCUACUCACACAAGCCGCUACAUGGUUACACUCAUACUGUCUUCAUUCUCGAAAAAAGGGCCGCAGGCAGCCGUCGCCGCCGCCAUAUUGAGUGAAACUCUAGUCCUUUCGCUGACUUACAAAGAAUCGUAACAGGAAAAAAAAAAAAGAAGUCACGCAUCCAUUGAUUUGUCUCGUCCAUGAGUGGCCCGCGUCAAGGCGUAUACACUGCUGAUCUCAGGUCUUCGUCACUCGCGUGUGUUGGAAUCUGUGUACAGUAUACUAUACGGUCGUCGUAGCAUUGUACACGUCUGUAGGUAUCCUUGUGCAAAAGCACUCGUCUUGUAUGUCUACUAGCACAGCUCCGGGCAAUUACCGACACGCUGUCUGUAAAGGCCAUUGUUUGUAUAUUCGUCCCGCACACACCCAACUGACUACCCCGAGCAGGGCGAGCCCGCUCGUCGACACCAGUUGACGUUAACAGCGCCGCAAAUGAAUGCAGUCUCCAGCGUCUUAUGCUUCGUCUGUGUACGUGCGGCGUUGCUUCUCGUUGUAGCUGCACACCGAUUUAAUGCGUUGACAACCCUGUAUGCACUGACACUGCUCGUGAUUAUUUUUUUUCCUUUUUCUCGAGUUAAACUCUGAUUGAGGGAUAGGUUCGACAUUAAGGUUUUUUUUUCAUCUUCUUUUUUUUUCUUUUGUGACACUGUUGCGCGACACUUGAUGUUGCAGCGCGCGAACAAGCGGAAAUGUUUGCACGUGUGAAUAUUACUUUCCAGUUCAGCACCCUCGGUUUUGUGCUUGCCACCCUGUGAUGCUUACGUGACGGUUGUGGUGAAGUUCGUGUUUGUACUUUGCUGCCACACUGUUUGUAUUUAACUUCGCUGGUUUUAAAGUGUACCGCGUGUCAUGUACCACGUGUUAUGUGCUAUCAACAUUUUGUCGCGCAUAGUUUUUGACGAUGUGACCCGGUGUGAUAACAUCUCUAAAUAUUGUCAGUAUGUUCUUUAUUUACACAGUGACGUCAAUGCAUGCCUGUGCGCGCGUAUUCUGUGUUGCUUUGGAGUGUCUGUAAUAUUGCUUUCCUUAGGGGUGUGGGGAAGGAGGGUAACUUAAAAAGAGAAAUCUGUCCUCUCGGCUGAGCCCAUCCCAGUCUUGAACCUAUGCAGCGCGAGAGUGAGUGAAAAAAAGAGGGGGUUGAGAGGGUGUUUAUUCGUG
This is a messenger RNA of Rhipicephalus microplus (southern cattle tick), 6944 nucleotides long. RefSeq names its product ELAV like RNA binding protein found in neurons. Lineage: Eukaryota; Metazoa; Arthropoda; Arachnida; Ixodida; Ixodidae. Gene Ontology annotation, cellular component: ribonucleoprotein complex. Gene Ontology annotation, molecular function: RNA binding. The record is from RefSeq and is a predicted model, not a curated record.